Molecule: messenger RNA, 1000 nt
Organism: Tuber melanosporum (Perigord truffle)
Lineage: Eukaryota; Fungi; Ascomycota; Pezizomycetes; Pezizales; Tuberaceae
Exons: 4
Coding region: 107-769 (220 amino acids)
Biological process (GO): Golgi organization; endoplasmic reticulum to Golgi vesicle-mediated transport; intracellular protein transport
Cellular component (GO): COPII-coated ER to Golgi transport vesicle; endoplasmic reticulum-Golgi intermediate compartment; endoplasmic reticulum
Source: RefSeq, a predicted model, not a curated record
AAAAUAUUCCCGUCCACACGUCAGGCCCUACCAUUACCCUCCUCACCUCUCAUCCACGUUACCGCACCACCCACCUCCGGUACCUCUCAAAACAACAAUAUCUGGAAUGGCGCCAUCAGCUUUACGGCCGAGCAUCAGCGCUCUCUUCCUGCUGGCUGUCUCUCUGUUCUCGGUUGUCUCCACCGCUCUAAAGUUCGACAUUGCCGCGCAGCAAAGGGGUCAUCGGCAACGAUGUAUUCGAAACUUUGUUGCGAAGGAUACCCUCGUUGUUGUAACAGCUACGGUUAGCGGGACUAGAGGCGAUGGGCAGCAAGUUAACAUUCACAUUCGAGAUGCUGUUGGGAAUGAGUAUGGACGACCAAAGGAUGUAGUUGGUGAAGCCAGGAUGGCAUUUACUUCCCAUGCUGAUUCUGCCUUUGAUGUUUGCUUCGAGAAUAACAUUGAAGAUGGCCGCCAUCCCGGCCUUACUCGCUCUGUUGAACUUGAUGUGGAUAUUGGUGCCGACGCUCGCGACUGGUCUGCUAUCCAAGCUGCGGAGAAAUUGAAGCCGGUCGAGAUUGAACUACGACGCAUCGAGGAGGUUGUCUCGGAAAUUGUCAAUCAGAUGGAAUACUUGAGAACAAGGGAGCAGAAGCUCAGAGACACGAAUGAGUCUACGAAUGAGAGAGUCAAAUACUUUGCUUUGGCUAUUAUGGCGACUUUGGUUGGACUUGGUGGCUGGCAGGUUGUUUAUCUGAGGGCCUAUUUCAGAUCGAAACACCUUAUCUAAGUAAUGGAUCUCUGACGAAUCGAACUACUUUUCUUAUCGCUGGGUUGUACCGCUUCGUGUGCUUUGGAUUGUACCUUUUUCGCCAUUUAUUUUAGCUGUAGCCUUUUUUCCCUCUAUUUUUAAAAAAACGAGUUGUGUUUUGGGUUUGGAUGGUGUUUACAUAAAACGGGGAACCGUAUGGUUGUUCGCGAUUAGUCGGCCAAUUUAUGAUAAUAACGGGUCAUUUCUAGA